This is a messenger RNA of Erythranthe guttata (spotted monkey flower), 2465 nucleotides long. It is a transcript of the gene CNGC4, whose product is annotated as cyclic nucleotide-gated cation channel 4. NCBI's taxonomy places the organism in Eukaryota, Viridiplantae, Streptophyta, Magnoliopsida, Lamiales, Phrymaceae. The record is from RefSeq and is a predicted model, not a curated record. Gene Ontology annotation, cellular component: membrane. Gene Ontology annotation, biological process: transmembrane transport; monoatomic ion transport. Gene Ontology annotation, molecular function: monoatomic ion channel activity.
GAAAGAAAAAAAAAAAUGAAACUAUAAUACAAAGACAUGGAUAAAUGAAUGCAAGGGCAUUGUAGUAAUUGUGCAAAACAUUCGCCAUAUCUGCAAUUAUUACAUGUGUGUCUUCAUCUCUACAACCUUACCAUAGCCUCCAACCUUACCAACCUAGUACCCCUUCUUCUUCCUCAUCCCCUCAACAAACACAUAAAUCAAAUAUGCCAAAUUAUGCGCAAGAAUUACGGAUUCGCCACAACUACAACGACAUCGAUUCUUCUUCAUCCGAAGACGAAAAUCUAGAAGAAGAAGAUCAUGAAGAAGAAGAAGAAGAAAACACAGAAGACUCCAAAACCAAGUACGGCGGCUGCGGGCCGGGGGGGCGGCGCCGCCGCGUGGGGUGGUGGUUGUGGGGUAAGGUUCUGGACCCGAGGUCGACGUGGGUGAGGGAAUGGAACAGAAUAUUCCUUCUGGUAUGCGCCACCGGACUUUUCGUCGACCCGCUCUUCUUCUACGCACUCUCAAUAAGCGAGAACUGUAUGUGCCUCUUCGUCGACGGUUGGUUCUCCGUCACCGUCACCGUCCUCCGCUGCAUGACCGACGCCCUCCACCUCUGGAACAUGUGGCUCCAGUUCAAGAUGAACCGCCGCCCCCACCACCCCCACCACGGCGGCGCCGCCGUCGAGAGGCACGGAGGAGCUGAUGGGUUGAUGAUGCACGACGGCGCCACCGCCGGAGAAGUCGCCUGGAAAUACUUCAAGUCAAAGAAGGGUUUCUUCUUGGAUCUCUUCGUCAUCCUUCCGUUGCCUCAGAUAGUAAUGUGGGUGGCGAUCCCGAAGCUGCUGGAGAAAGGUUCGACAACGGCGGUGAUGACGGUGUUGCUAGUAACAUUUCUAUUCCAAUAUUUGCCCAAAAUCUACCACUCCGUUGGCCUCCUCCGCCGCAUGCAGAAUCUCUCCGGCUACAUUUUUGGUACCGUUUGGUGGGGCAUUGCUCUCAACCUGAUCGCCUAUUUCGUCGCUUCUCACGCUGUGGGAGCAUGCUGGUACUUGUUAGGCAUACAAAGGGCUGCAAAAUGCUUGAAAAAGCAGUGCAUGUCGACCAAGGACUGCAACGAAAGAAUGAUGGCUUGCCAAGAGUCGAUAUACUACGGCACGAAAGAUAUAAUUUCGGACAGAACAAGAUUCAUGUGGGGGGACAACAAAUUUGCAAGAACCACUUGCCUCGAAAACUACGACAAUUUCGACUACGGAGCUUAUAAAUGGACCGUGCAGCUUGUCACCAACAACAAUCGUCUCGAGAAAAUACUGUUCCCUAUUUUCUGGGGCCUCAUGACUCUAAGUACUUUCGGGAACUUGGAGAGCACAACAGAUUGGUUAGAAGUGGUUUUCAUUAUCAUUGUUCUCACCACUGGACUCCUUCUUGUGACAAUGUUAAUUGGUAACAUCAAGGUGUUCUUGCAUGCGACGACAUCGAAGAAACAGGCAAUGCAGCUAAAGAUGAGGAAUAUAGAGUGGUGGAUGAGGAAAAGACGACUGCCUCAAACAUUCAAGCAAAGAGUAAGGAAUUACGAGAGGCAACGUUGGGCGGCAAUGCGUGGUGUAGACGAAUGCGACAUGACUAGAAAUCUGCCUGAAGGACUCAGGAGGGAUAUCAAAUAUCAUCUGUGUUUAGAUUUGGUCAGACAGGUACCUCUAUUCCAACACAUGGAUAAUCUGGUCCUCGAGAAUAUUUGUGAUCGUGUCAAGUCCCUCAUAUUCACUAAAGGAGAAACAAUAACAAGAGAAGGCGAUCCGGUGCAAAGAAUGCUAUUCAUAGUAAGAGGGCAUCUGCAGAGCAGCCAAGUCCUACGCGACGGAGUGAAGAGCUGCUGUAUGUUGGGCCCCGGCAAUUUCAGCGGCGACGAGCUUCUCUCAUGGUGCCUGAGGAGGCCCUUCGUCGAGCGGCUGCCGCCGUCUUCCUCCACGCUCGUCACCCUCGAGACCACCGAGGCUUUCGGCCUCGAGGCGGAGGAUGUCAAGUACGUGACCCAGCACUUCCGGUACACGUUCGUGAACGAGAAGGUGAAGAGGAGCGCUCGGUACUACUCGCCGGGGUGGCGGACCUGGGCGGCGGUGGCUAUACAGCUGGCGUGGAGGAGGUACCGCCACCGCCUUACGCUGACGUCGCUAUCUUUUAUCCGGCCGAGGAGGCCGCUGUCGAGGUGCUCGUCGCUUGGGGAAGAUAGGCUCAGGCUUUAUACUGCCCUGUUGACUUCCCCCAAGCCCAAUCAAGAUGAUUUUGACUUUUAAUUACUAUUAUUAAUGUUUUUUGUGUCAACUUUUUUCGAGUAUAUAAUACAAGUAUAUGGUACUACUCACUAUGUAUGUUUGAUGUUUGAGAUGUUGAAUAAUUGUGUUGUGAGCAAUUUAUUUACUUCUUUUCAUUUCAUUUUUUUUGAGAAAAAUAAAGUUGGAAAGAAAAGUAAUAUUGUUUGUAAGCAA